Messenger RNA from Mitosporidium daphniae, 786 nucleotides. RefSeq lists its product as uncharacterized. The record is from RefSeq and is a predicted model, not a curated record. Lineage: Eukaryota; Fungi; Microsporidia. Gene Ontology annotation, molecular function: structural constituent of ribosome; RNA binding. Gene Ontology annotation, cellular component: ribosome; cytosolic small ribosomal subunit. Gene Ontology annotation, biological process: translation. The transcript has 2 exons. The coding region runs from base 1 to 786 and encodes 261 amino acids.
AUGGCUCGUGGCAUAAAGAAACAUCUUAAGCGCAUGGCGGCUCCAAAAUCCUGGAUGUUGGACAAGCUUUCAGGAACAUUUGCCCCACGCCCAUCCACCGGUCCUCAUAAACUUCGCGAGUGCCUUCCCCUUAUUGUUUUCCUCCGCAACCGCUUGAAGUACGCUUUGACCAGAAAGGAAGUCAUGUCGAUUCUCAUGCAGCGUUUGGUGAAGGUUGAUCACAAAGUUCGUACCGAUACCACGUAUCCUGCCGGAUUUAUGGAUGUUAUUUCUAUCGAAAAAACCAAUGAAAACUUCCGCCUUCUUUACGAUACCAAGGGCCGCUUUGUUAUCCAUAGAAUUUCCGAGGAAGAAGCCAAAUACAAGCUUUGCAAAGUCAAAAAGUGCCAACUUGGAGCCAAGGGUGUUCCCUUCAUUGUCACCCAUGAUGGUCGUACUUUUCGCUACCCAGAUCCAUCAAUCCGUGUAAAUGACACAGUCAAGUUCAACAUGGAAACUGGCAAGCUAGAGGAAUUCAUCAAGUUUGAAACCGGAAAUGUUGUCAUGAUCACUGGAGGUCACAACAUGGGACGCGUAGGUGUCAUCACACACCGCGAACGUCACCAUGGCGGUUUUGACAUUGUCCAUGUCAAGGAUUCUCGCGACCGUUCUUUUGCCACCCGCAUGUCAAAUAUCUUCAUCAUCGGGCAGGGAAAUAAGUCUUGGGUCUCGCUUCCAAAGGCCAAGGGUAUCCGUUUCACCAUCACCGAGGAACGUGACAAACGCCUGACUGCCAUGAAGAAAUAG